GGUGAUCCACCCGCCUCUGCCUCCCAAAAUGCUGGGAUUACAGGCAUGAACUACCAUGCCCAGCCUCCGUGUACUUCUUCCUGGCAAACUUUGCAGCUCUGGAGAUCUACUUUUUCACCAUUGCCCCUUUGACUCUGGGCAACGUCCUGUCCAUGGGGAGAAACCCCAUUUCCCUGCCCGGCUGUGGAGCCCACAUGUUCUUCUUCAUCGUCCUGGGAAGUGCUGACUGUAUCCUGCUGGCCGUCAUGGCCUUUGACUGGUUUGUGGCCAUCUGUCAUCCUCUCCGUUACGGCCUCAUCAUGAGCUGGAGACUGUGUGUCCAGCUGGCCCGGGGGUCUCUGCUGCUGGGGUUCUUCUUAGCCAUGCAGCUGACCAUGCUUAUCUUCCAACUCCCUUUAUGCAGCAGCAAAGAAAAGUUCUACUGUGAUGUCCCCCCUGUCAUGAGACUGGCCUGUGCAGACACCUGGGUCCAUAAGCCACUUGUGGUCAGCAUGACCAUUCUCACCAUCCCCUUCCUGCUCAUCACUCUCUGCUCUGUCUGCAUCAUGGCUGCCAUCCUGAAGAUCCACUCUGCAGAGGGGAGGCACAAGGCCUUCUCCAUUUCCUCCCGCCUGACUGUGGUUCUCCUCCAGGAUGGAUGUACAAGCCUCAUCUUCUUGUGUCCCAGCUCUAGCUACUAUCCUGAGAGGGGCCAGGUAGUAUCUGUGGUUUACACCUUCAUUACCCCUGUGCUUAACCCCUUGAUCUACAGCAUGAGGAACAGAGAACUUAAGGAUGCUUUGAAGAGAGCAAUGACGAGGGUCCUGCUGCUCUAAACACAUGCCGCUCUUCAACACCGCUGGGCGGAGACACAUAGCAUACUGCCAGAAAGAUAAGGGACAACAGUUGAUUGUGUUUUAUACUGUUACUUCUUAGUUAUAUUUUUAAAAAAUCAUUUUCCAUUUCCCAGCCUCAGGUUCUUCACCUCCAAAAGAGAGAUUAAAAUAGCUGUGGGAUCUAAAUUCUGGGGUUACUUCUGAGGAUAAAUAGAUAUAUAUUCAGUGAAAAUACUUUGUGACUGUUAAAGGGAGAUAUGGGCGGGGCGCAGUGGCUCAUGCCUGUAAUCCCAGCACUUUAGGAGGCAGAGGUGGGUGGAUCA
Messenger RNA from Cercocebus atys (sooty mangabey), 1138 nucleotides. Its product is annotated as olfactory receptor 10V1. Lineage: Eukaryota; Metazoa; Chordata; Mammalia; Primates; Cercopithecidae. Gene Ontology annotation, biological process: G protein-coupled receptor signaling pathway. Gene Ontology annotation, molecular function: G protein-coupled receptor activity; olfactory receptor activity. The record is from RefSeq and is a predicted model, not a curated record. Gene Ontology annotation, cellular component: membrane.